AUGCCUAGAAAGUUUUUCCUGAGGUUAAACCACCCUGAUCUAGAAUCUGGGUACAAAACCCCAUUCGGCCACGAAGCUCACCGCCACCUAGUAGAAAAACACCCCUGCUCCAACCGUUCCAACCGGGCAUGCCAGUGCCAACCUGGAUGGUACUGUAAGGAGCCGUCGACGGGCACCUGUAUUACCUGUAUUCCGCUGACCACUUGCAAGCCGGGCUCUGGGGUCAAGACCAAAGGCACCUCUGACACAGAUACCGUCUGUGAAGAAUGCCCUCCGGGUACUGUCUCUGAUGAAGAUUCCAGCACCCAAAUCUGCAAGCCUCGCGCUGACUAUGCCAAGUUAAACAAGGUCCCUCUGGGCACAGGUGCAACUACACAGGACAAAUGCUGCCUGGGCCACUUGCCAGGGCAGUCAAUGCCGCCGGUGGGCACGGCUGCUGUUCUCCCGGAUCCCUCGCCGGCCAGCAUCCUCAGCACAACCCUUGGCGAAGGCAGAGGGGAGACGGAUUUCGCCCUCUUGGUUUCUGUCCUCCUCUCCGUGUUGGUCCUGUUUGCCGGCUUGCUGAUGUUUUGGCGGAGGAGAUUUUGCAAGGCGUGGAUCGUCCCCCAUGCAGCGAAGAGCGAGCUGACCUUCUUUCGCAGGAAAUCUAUGCUCAAUCUUCAAGCCUCAAAUCCGGCGAAGGUUUGCGAAGAGAGGAUCAAUGGGCCGGACUCUGGAGGGCAUGGAUCAGGAGAGGAGGACCAGCCGAAUCCCGAACCCCUCGCAGAAGCCGCUGAUGACGUCUCCGUCUUGGAAAUGGAAAACACUCCUGUCCUUGGUCCCGAUGAUGCCGAGCUGCUUCAGGUGGAUGGAGGGGCAUUUGUGGAGCCCCCCCUGCAGAACCACAUGAGUAACCACAUCGAAAAAAUAUACAUCAUGAGAGCUGACACGGUGAUCGUGGGGUCUGUUUCGGAAGUGCCUUCUGGGAAGAUGUGCCUUGCCAAGGAGGAAGAUGGCGGCUCUGAGACCCAGGAGGAUGUAGAGGGGAAGGAACUGGUCAUGCGCUAUCCAGAACAGGAAACGGAAUUCCGCCCAGGAAGUGACAUCACAACUCCCGUGGAGGAAGAGUGGGAAUUCCACAAUUCCAGUGAAAAGACUUUGGCCAUCUAG
Molecule: messenger RNA, 1149 nt
Organism: Zootoca vivipara (common lizard)
Lineage: Eukaryota; Metazoa; Chordata; Lepidosauria; Squamata; Lacertidae
Source: RefSeq, a predicted model, not a curated record